AUGGCACAUUCAUCAGAGAAGCCCCCCGGCACACAGGGGAAGUCUCACUCGGCUGCACGCAACAUUGUACGCAAGAAGGAGCAGCGACGGCGGCGAGGAAUCCGAUCUUCCUCACCGAUGGGCCGCGUCAUUCUUAUCAACUCACCAGUGGAUGGUGGUGAUGACAGCGAGGACCUCCACACUAUCACGGUGGACAAAAGCCAGGAUGGCAAGCUAGGGUUCAGUGUGCGUGGCGGCUCCGAGCACGGACUGAGCAUCUUCGUCAGCAAGGUGGAAGAUGACAGCACGGCAGAGGAGGCCGGCUUGCUAGUGGGCGACAAGCUUGUGGAGGUAAACGGCGUCAGCCUGGAGAGCAUCACCAUGAGCAGCGCCGUCAAGGUUCUGACGGGAAACAACAGGCUGAGAAUGGUAGUGAGGCGCGUGGGCAAGGUGCCCGGGAUCCGCUAUUCUAAGGAAAAGACCACCUGGGUGGAUUUGAUCCACAGGCGCAUGGUGGUGGAGGAAAGUGGGCGUACGCCCUCAGACGCUAGCGCAGGAAGCGCCCUUCGCAGGAUCGUCCACCUGUACACAACAUCCGACGACUACUGUCUGGGCUUCAACAUUCGGGGCGGGAAGGAGUUUGGUUUAGGCAUUUACGUAUCCAAGUUGGACCCCGGCGGCCUGGCCGAGCAGAACGGGAUCAAGAUGGGUGACCAGAUCCUGGCCGCCAACGGCAUCAGCUUCGAGGACAUAAGCCACAGUAACGCUGUGGAGGUGCUAAAGAGCCACACACAUGUCAUGCUCACUAUCAAGGAGGCUGGUCGCUACCCUGCUUACAAGGAGAUGGUAGCAGAGUACAGAUGGCUCAACAAGUUGGCCAACGGGGGUCAGAAAUCUUCCUCGCUGACCUCCGAGUCCAAUUCAUCAGCGUCUUCACUGUCCUCAGAGACACCAGUCAGUUCUCUUAGUGGCUUGUCUCAGGUCAUGUUCCCGCCUAUUCUGCCGUUUGGUUGUGACAUGGUGGAUGUUUGCAUCUCCACUGAGGACCAAAGGUACGAGUCCGACCGUAGCGAGGCCGCCAUCCAGACUGACACCACCCGCAGCCGAGGAGCCACCACGCUGCUGCGUGACACGGCCAUCGGCCGGCUGGAGGACGAGGAUGAGGGCGUUCCCAAGAGGGAAUCUCGCAAGACAGCGGUGCUUCUGGCCCUCAGCAGACCAAGUCGACCCAUCAGUCGCUCGCAGAGCCAAGUCACCAUAGCAGAGAUCACCCAGAAGAAGGCCAAAAAGCAGAAAGGAGAGAAAAACUCGGGAGAGAAGAGUGCGCUUCAGCGCUCCAAGACUUUGGUCAACUUGCUUUUUGGUGGCGUGCGCAAGAGGGGGGCCUCCAGGGGGCGCUCCAAGUCACUAUCUACUGACAAAGGUUUGAACCUUGGCUGCGGUCCGACUGUUGCGGCAUUUCCGGAGGACACCCUGCGAGCAGUGGAGGAGUUGGCGCAGCGCCUGUUGACAGAGGAGGAGACGGAAGCAGUGAUGAAGGCAUGUCGGACGUAUGUAGAAGAAAGGAGUGUAGAGACGUUAAUACGCCACCUGCUGGCCGUGCUGGACAGGCCUGAAAAACUACUGCUGCUCAGGGAGGUCAGAAUGCUACUUCCUGCCGCCCACCUUCAAGAAUUCAACAGCACUGUAGAAGCAGUAGAGGUAGAGGCAUACGACAUCCUCAAGUACCGCUCAGUCCGAACACCACCUCUCCGCUCUCCCGCAUCAGGCCGAGCGCCUAAACGUCGCCUCAUCACACCCAUACCAGAUUUGCGAGGAGGCUUCGAGUUGCACAGUGCCACCUUGGUGGAAAAGCAGAGUCACCUGGUGGACAAACUGGAGAAGCUCAGUCUAUCUGGGCCGCGGGCUUCUAGACAGAGGCGGCGCCGACCCGCUGCCCAAUUUACGCCACUGCUCGACAUUCCGGUGGACGGGUAUCCAUUCACAGAGGAGCACAAACACUCACCUGCAAUUGUCCCCGAGCCUAACUGGCUGCUUGCUACCGAACCGGACGUCAGUAGCGAAGGCUCUGCGCACUUUGAAAACAUCUCACUUUCGGGACGUCUGAAUGGCCGUCAGUCUCCGCUACAGUAUGAACUUCAAACAGUCAACAUCUCUAAAACAAAACAGUCGCUAGGUAUCAGCAUAUCCGGUGGGAUAGAGUCCAAAAUCCAGCCAGUGGUGAAGGUGGAGAAGAUCUUCCCAGGAGGAGCCGCUUCUACCUGCGACGUGCUCAAGGCCGGCUUCGAGGUGGUGAGCGUUGAUGGUGCGUCGCUGCAAGGCGUCACACACCAGCAGGCCGUCGACCUUAUCCGGAAAGCCUUCAGCGACAAGGCCAAAGACCCCAUGGUGCUGGUGGUCAAAGUGCCCUGCAAACCUCCAAAGCAAUCUAGUGGUCAAUGA
This is a messenger RNA of Nerophis lumbriciformis (worm pipefish), 2421 nucleotides long. The record is from RefSeq and is a predicted model, not a curated record. NCBI's taxonomy places the organism in Eukaryota, Metazoa, Chordata, Actinopteri, Syngnathiformes, Syngnathidae.